AUGUCCCAGACAACAUCCCCGCUACCUUCUACCAAUCGGGGUAAACGCAUCCUCAUCUCAGCUCUCGAACAUCGAGCGAAAAAUGAACCCCACAGCCCCUGGAUGUCUGUCCCAGUCGACGAUCAGGAUCUGUCCCGCGGUUAUAGAGACAUCACGUACAAGCAAGUGAACAAUGCCGCCAACCAUACCGCUCACUGGCUCGCUCAAAACCUCCCCAAGUCUUCGGAGCCAUUUCAGGCCUUUGCGUAUGCCGGUCCAAAGGAUCUCCGUUAUCAGCUGCUUGCAUUGGCGGCUGCCAAGUUGCAGAAGGUGCUGGUCCUUCCCUCGCCGCUCGUCACGGCGGAGGCGCAGUUACGCAUUCUCGCGAAGAAACGCUGCACAAUCUAUUUGAGGCCCGCCUCAAUGGCAGAUCAUGUUACGGCGAUUCUCCACGGGACCUCUCAUAUUCAAGCUAUCGAGGUCCCGGGUAUUGAAGAAUGUUUCCGGGAAGAGGAAGCGGAGACUAUUACAUAUAGCAAAACGUGGGACGAAGGAAAGGAUGAUCCGUGGUUGGUAUAUCACACCUCAGGGACUACAGGGAGUCCGAAACCUGUCACGUAUACCCACUACAUGAUGGCUGGAGUGGACAUUGCGGCUUCCCUGCCAGGUGAAGAGGAGAGCAUCCUCCAUCAGAUGGCGAGCUCGAGGUGGUUUACACCGUUGCCCUCAAUGCACUACGUCGGAAUGCUCCUCUCAAUAGGCAUGACCACAUAUCUAAACAUGACCGCAGUGAUCGGGCCCUCCGGACCACCAACUCCCGAUAUCAUACGGGAUACAAUCCGCUACGGCCGCGCAGAAGCAGCCCUCCUCCCCCCAGCACUAAUCGACGCAUGCUGCCUAUCCCCCACAGCACUCGAAGCCAUUCGAGGCCUGAAACACCUGCUAUACUCCGGCGCGACCCUCUCCGCCAAAUCCGCCGAGCUACUCAUCCCCUAUACGAAAGUCGUCUCGGCGGUGGGGACCACGGAGGCAGGCGGGUACUGGACGACCGUCCCCAAGGAACGCGACGCGUGGGAGUAUCUGGGUUUUCCCCGGCAUCUGGGGGUUACCUUUGAGCGCAGGAUGGAUGAUCUCCAUGAGCUUAUCUGGGUCCGCGAUGAUGCCCUGCCGUUCCAGCAGAUCUUCAAGGUCUAUCCGGAGCUUGAGCGGUUUGAGACGAAGGAUUUAUGGAGAGAACAUCCGGUCCAUAAAGGGUUGUGGAAGAUUAUCGGGCGCCUUGAUGAUUAUGUCUAUUUAUCGCAUGCGGACGGGCUGCAUGCGUCCUCAUUAGAGCCCGAGAUAACGGCCCACCCGAGUGUGAAAUCUGCCGUGAUUGGGGGCCAUGGUCGGCCAGCGCCGGUUCUACUUGUCGAGCUGAACCCGGGAACGGAAUAUAGGGAUGACCAUCAAGCUCUGAUUGAGAGUCUGCAGCCCUAUAUUCAGCGAGUAAAUGCAAGGGUCCACGAGUGUGUCCGCCUUUCGCCAGAGCGGGUUAUUGUCGCGACGAAGGAGAAGCCUUUUGUGCUUACUGUGAAGGAUAGUGUGGCGAGGCUGCAGACGCUUGCUCUGUACGAGGAUGAGAUUGCGGCCCUUUUUACAUAGUAGAAGCCAGCUUGGGGCUGUUUGGCCAAUCGUGGUACUACUAGCCCACGUUGCCAUGUGUUCUCUCUGUCGACAUCUUCAGCGUCAGCGUGGAGCUACUCCACCCGAACGCCAUAUAGUUAGUGUUUUUGCCCUAAAAGAGAGA
This is a messenger RNA of Aspergillus calidoustus, 1765 nucleotides long. NCBI's taxonomy places the organism in Eukaryota, Fungi, Ascomycota, Eurotiomycetes, Eurotiales, Aspergillaceae. The record is from the annotation of a GenBank genome assembly.